Molecule: messenger RNA, 2367 nt
Organism: Quercus lobata
Lineage: Eukaryota; Viridiplantae; Streptophyta; Magnoliopsida; Fagales; Fagaceae
Gene: GAUT11
Product: galacturonosyltransferase 11
Exons: 2
Coding region: 391-1998 (535 amino acids)
Molecular function (GO): polygalacturonate 4-alpha-galacturonosyltransferase activity
Source: RefSeq, a predicted model, not a curated record
UAAAUUGAAAAUUCAAUUCCUCUGUUUUUUCCAAGCACUGACACAUACACACUUACAGAUUCACCGUCACUCCCUGCUCGAUUCAUUUUCAUCACCCACUUCUCAAGCAAACACACAUGGUUUUCCGAGUGUUUUUCACUCUCUCCAAUCCUUGAUUGUAUGCUUAUCUGGGUGUGACCCAGAAGUUGAAAAGUUUUGAUAAGGUGAGAGAGAUAGGCAUAGGCCUCGUCUUGUUUUGUUUGGGGUUAUUGAUUGAAUCUGGGAUGUGGGUCAGUUUCAAAACUUGAUUUUUGGCGGUGGAGUUUUUUUUGAUUGAAUUUGCGAUAUGGGUGUCGGUGUUGGCGUGGAAUCCUUGAUUCGGUGGUGAAUUGUGGAAGGAAUCGGCGGAAGAUGCGGCGGCGGGCAGCCGAGUACCGGCGCCCGGUUCGAAGGAAGUUUUCGCAUUGGAUCUGGGCGCUGCUUGGCUUGUUCUCCAUUGCAGGCCUCGUUUUGUUUGUACUUCAUCAUAAUCAACAUGAAGAUCGGGUGGAAAACACAGCUUUGGAGAGAAAUGCAAGAAUUGAACGGGUUGCCCACAGGGAGUUGAAUUUUACUGAAGAAAUAUUGAGUCCUACCUCGUUUUCUCGGCAACUAGCGCAGCAAAUGAUACUUGCCAAGGCUUAUGUCAUUAUUGCCAAAGAGCACAAUAACCUUCACCUUGCGUGGGAGCUGAGCUCAAAGAUCAGAACUUGCCAGCUUUUGCUUUCGAAAGCUGCCAUGAGAGGGGAGCCCAUCACAUUAGAGGAAGCAGAGCCAAUAAUUAAAAGCUUAUCAUUUCUCAUAUUUAAGGCACAAAGCGCCCAUUAUGACAUUGCAACCACAAUAAUGACAAUGAAAUCCCACAUUCAGGCACUUGAAGAGCGUGCAAAUGCAGCAACAGUCCAAAGCACAGUGUUUGGUCAAUUGGCAGCUGAAGCACUACCUAAGAGCCUUCAUUGUGUUAAUGUUAAACUCACAGCUGAUUGGCUUAUUAAGCGAGUUCUGCAAGAACUUGCAGAUGACAAGAGAAACUCUCCUCGCCUUACAGACAACAAUCUCUACCAUUUCUGUAUCUUUUCAGAUAAUGUGCUGGCUACCUCUGUAGUUGUCAACUCUACUGUCUCCAAUGCUGAUCAUCCAAAGCAGUUGGUCUUCCACAUUGUCACAAAUGGAGUUAACUAUGGAGCAAUACAGGCUUGGUUCCUUAAUAAUGACUUCAAAGGGUCCACCAUAGAAGUGCGGAACAUUGAGGAAUUUUCUUGGUUAAAUGCAUCUUAUGCUCCCAUUGUGAAACAACUCCUUGAUCCAGAUUCACGGGCCUACUAUUUUGGGGGAGAUCAAGAUUUGAAGAUUGAGCCAAAACUGCGGAACCCUAAGUACCUGUCUUUGCUGAAUCACCUUCGGUUUUACAUUCCAGAGAUCUAUCCGCAGCUUGAGAAGGUAGUUUUUCUUGAUGAUGAUGUUGUUGUCCAAAAGGAUCUGACACCACUUUUUUCGUUGGAUUUGCAUGGAAAUGUGAAUGGAGCAGUGGAAACUUGUCUGGAAGCGUUUCAUCGUUAUUACAAAUAUCUCAAUUUCUCGAACUCAAUUAUCAGUUCAAAGUUUGAUCCACAAGCGUGUGGAUGGGCAUUUGGUAUGAAUGUUUUUGAUUUGAUUGCAUGGAGGAAAGAAAAUGUGACUGCACGGUAUCAUCAAUGGCAGGAGCAGAAUGCUGACGGGACACUUUGGCAGCUGGGCACCCUUCCUGCUGGUCUUCUAACUUUCUAUGGUCUCACAGAGCCACUUGAUCGGAGAUGGCAUGUGUUAGGGUUGGGUUAUGAUAUAAAUAUUGACAACCGUUUAAUUGAGAGUGCAGCGGUGAUUCACUUUAAUGGGAAUAUGAAGCCAUGGUUAAAGUUGGCCAUUCGCAGGUAUAAGCCUCUAUGGGAACGGUACAUAAAUCAAAGCCACCCAUAUCUCCAAGAUUGUGUCACAAGUUAAAAUCUGCUACUUCUUGAUUGCUGGUUACUUAUGCGAUGAUCAUUAUUUUUAAACUCUAAUCUGUGAUCGCAUAAUUGUAGGGUCAGAAGUAGGAAAUUUUGACUUUGAUAGAAGGUUCUCUUUUUCAUUUUUCCAUCAUAGUGUUUUGAAAGGAAAAGAACAAUUUUUAUACAUUAGAAAGUUUAAAUGUACUAGGUGAACAGGUUUGGAGGAUUCUUUUUGGGCUAAUGGGGUUUUGCUUCUUCCCCUUCGACAAGCUGUAGAAUUAUUUGUUAGCAAUUCUUGUAAUAAUAUUUCAUCUUUUUUAAAUUAUAAUGUAACUGAACCAAAAUAAUAUUUAAACAAAAAAGAACCUUUCAUGUUCUUGUA